AGACUCUGUGACCCAACGAAAAAGUUAAAAGAAACACACAAGAAAAAAAACACACAAGAAAAAAGAAUAAUAGGAAGAAGAUGAAACUUAUUUGGUCACCGGAAACAGCAUCAAAGGCUUACAUCGACACCGUUAAAUCGUGCGAGAAGCUUGGAACGCCAGGAGCGGCGGAGCUAGUAGCGGCUAUGGCGGCGGGGUGGAACGCGACUCUAAUCGUGGAAACAUGGUCGGAAGGAGAAACCAUAGACAUUAGCGUUGGUUUAAACGUAGCGAGUCAACACACAAAUGCAAGACACAUUUGUAUUGUACCAAACGCAAUAUCAGAAGCCGCUUAUCUUCAAGCCAUGACACAACAAUCUUGCUCCACCUUGCCUGAAACAAUCAUUAUGAACGAGGAAGAAGAAGGAAACUCCGAGGACACGAUGCAGAAGCUGCAAGGAAUCGAUUUCUUGGUAAUUGAUUGGGAUCAAAAGGAUUUUGCAGCAAACGUUUUGAGAAACGCUGCGUUUGGUAGCAGAGGAGCUGUUGUGGUGUGCAGAAGCGGUUACAGGAGAAGCACGUCAUGUUUCAGUUGGACAAAAGCGUUUAGUGACCGGAACGUUGUGAGAACGGUGACUCUUCCGGUUUCAGGUGGUCUAGAAAUUGCUCAUGUGGCUGCACCGAGAAUCUCUGGGAAGAGUGAUAACAACAACAAGAGGAAAUGGAUCAAACAUAUUGAUCAAAGAUCAGGAGAAGAACAUGUUAUUAGAAAGUAAACAAAUAAAUAUAAAACUAUAUAGACAAAGUGUGUAAUGAUGAUAUGUUUGAUAUUUGUACAUAAAGCAAUUGUUAUUGGAACAUUUGAUUGUUGUAUUACAUUACACUUAAUGAAAAUGGCAGCAGACUCUAUGAAGCACGGGGACGUCAAUGGGAUUGACGUAUCCGUACCG
This is a messenger RNA of Brassica napus (rape), 929 nucleotides long. RefSeq lists its product as uncharacterized. The transcript is spliced from 2 exons. The coding region runs from base 81 to 755 and encodes 224 amino acids. NCBI's taxonomy places the organism in Eukaryota, Viridiplantae, Streptophyta, Magnoliopsida, Brassicales, Brassicaceae. The record is from RefSeq and is a predicted model, not a curated record.